Molecule: messenger RNA, 1512 nt
Organism: Saccharomyces eubayanus
Lineage: Eukaryota; Fungi; Ascomycota; Saccharomycetes; Saccharomycetales; Saccharomycetaceae
Gene: OSW7
Product: Osw7p
Exons: 1
Coding region: 1-1512 (503 amino acids)
Source: RefSeq, a predicted model, not a curated record
AUGAAGGCCAUUUUUAAAGUGUUGACUGCUUUGGUAGCUUGCAUGGUCAUGAUAAGGUACCUAAUUUGCCAGCAGAGUGGGCUAGCACACUCAGAUAUGGACUUGAAGCCUAUCUGCCAGUACACCGGGUUUUCGGUAAACUCAUUGCUUCAGCAUCGGAUGCUGGAGGGCUCGCCGGUAGCCGAUUACCUGGUAGAGAAGUACUCGCAAUCGAUAAGACCUUUCAUAAAGACAUACCCUGACUCAGUGCUGGGAAAGAUGACGGGUCGUCUCUACUGCGUGUGGCUCAAGAUUUCUUCUUUUUUGAAGCUGAACGAACUAUGCUGUACAUUGCAUUCUAAAUUAGGGCCCUUGUUGAACCACCUGAGGAUCGCCUGGUAUUAUCUGAAACCGUAUACCGAUAAUGUAAAAAACGUGCUAGAAAGCCCAUUCAACUCUUCCACGAACUGGAUGAGACACGGGUCCUUCAGCGUCAAUGGUACACACGCCAAGCCUAUUUUUGAGACAGAUUCAGAAACUGAAGAAGAAGAGGAUGAUGAAGAUGCUGAUGGUGUGGAGCAUGCUGAUAAUGAGGAGGACGAGGACGAGUAUGAGCUUGAGGAAGAGUAUUACGACCGCGGGAACUCACAAGUUGUCACGGCAGCCAUUUUGCAAGAUAUGUCGAGGAUUAUCGUGGGUUCCGACAGCUACACAGAUUUGGAAACGCUCGAACCAGAAGCACUAAAGAUGGAAUAUGAAGCAUGGAUCAAAGCUGUCGACUCGAAAGUAUCCAGCGCAAUAACUCUCUUAGAUUCAGAAAUACAUUCCAUGUUCGAAGCUCAAGCACUGAACAAAUCUAUGGAUGUUGCCAGCAGGCUGGAUGACCUAAACAGAACUUUUAGUGAACAACUGGUAUUCCUGGAUUCAAAGAUUAAAGACAUCAAUUGUACGUCCAAAUUCGAUCCCGUACAGAAUAAGAUAAAGUAUUUUGACAGAUCGGGUCGGUUUGAAUUGGAAACAUAUGUCACCAAAUCAUCAAUUACAUCGAUACUGAAAAACUACAAAUUGCAUCUGUCCAAUUUUGAGGAAUCGCUCUUUCAUACAUUAGAUUCCUUUCUUUCUGAAAUGGCUAAACAGGCGGAAUUAAUUCGCCUCGAAAAUGUCGAAGUUUAUGAAGAAUGGGCAGAUGUAAUGAUAAGUCAAUGGUCACAAAGAAUGGCAUACUUGGACAUAAGAAGUCUACACUUGAAGAACCAGUACGAUCCUGAGUAUAUUGACAAAAAUCAUUCCAACUGGCAAGACUUCAUGAAAUUGAAGAAAAAAGUCAUUUCGGAGAGAAACCACUUGAUCGAACAUGAUCUUGAUAUGAAGUUGAUACUUGAAUCUAUAUCAGAUUUCAAAACCGAUUUCCAGAGCAUAAAGGAGGAUAUCCAAGCCAUAUUUUUACAAAGAAUGAACACAGCGGAUGCUUUAUUCAAGAGCCGUGAACUAAAAGAACAACAGGAAGAGGAAUUCGUACGGCAAGAACGUUAG